Alexandromys fortis (reed vole) is the source of this 2679-nucleotide messenger RNA. It is a transcript of the gene P3h3, whose product is annotated as prolyl 3-hydroxylase 3. NCBI's taxonomy places the organism in Eukaryota, Metazoa, Chordata, Mammalia, Rodentia, Cricetidae. The transcript is spliced from 15 exons. Gene Ontology annotation, biological process: collagen metabolic process. Gene Ontology annotation, molecular function: iron ion binding; protein binding; L-ascorbic acid binding. The coding region runs from base 81 to 2339 and encodes 752 amino acids. The record is from RefSeq and is a predicted model, not a curated record. Gene Ontology annotation, cellular component: endoplasmic reticulum.
CUCCCCCUGACCCCCCUCCUUCUCCCUCCCUCCGGGCUCCGCAUUUCCCUUCGGCAGUGGGCCCCGCGGCUCUGGGCACCAUGCUCCGGCUCGUGAGGUUGCUGCUGCUGCUGCUGCUGCCUCCCUCAGGGUCCCCCGAGCCUUCCGAGCCCCCGGGCCUGGCCUCACUGUCGCCGGGGGCGCCUCCCCAGGCCCCCGACUUGCUCUUCGCGGACGGGCUGCGAGCCUACUCUGCCGGGGCUUGGGCACCCGCGGUGGCGCUGCUGCGAGAGGCGCUGCGGAGCCGGGAGGCGCUGGGCCGCGCGCGGCGGGACUGCGGGGCGAGCUGUGCGGCCCAGCCUGACGCCGAGCUUCCCGGCCAGCUCCUUGGCGUCCCGCAGUCUGCCUCCGGGCCCCGGGCCUGGGAGCCGCUGCUCCUGCGAGCCACGCUCCGUCGCGCCGAGUGCCUGACCCAAUGCGCCGAGCGCAGGCUGGGCCCGGGGGGCACAGCGCGACUCCGCAUGGGGAGUGUGCUGCGGGAAGCCUUCCGCCGACGGGAGCCUUACAACUACCUGCAGAGGGCCUACUACCAGUUGAAGAAGUUGGACCUGGCCGCUUCUGCAGCACACACCUUCUUUGUGGCAAACCCAACACACUUGCAGAUGCGGGAAGACAUGGCUAAGUACAGAAGAAUGUCUGGGAUCCGCCCCCAGAGCUUCCAGGACCUGGUGACACCCCUCUACUGGGCAGCCUAUGACACUGGCCUGGAGCUACUGGUGCAGCAGGAGGUGGCACUGGCACUGCCCAAACUGGAGGAGGCCCUCCAGGGGAGCCUAGCCCAUAUGGAGAGCUGUCGUGCUGGCUGUGAGGGACCCGAGGAACAGCAGGUGUCUGAAGAGGAGGUGGAAGAAGGGAGCCAGGGGGGCCUGUAUGAAGCCAUUGCAGGACACUGGGUCCGGGUCCUGCAGUGCCGGCAGCAUUGUGUGGCAGAUACAGCCACCCGUCCUGGUCGCGACUUCCCUGUCCCUGACUUCAUUCCCAACCAGCUGAGAAGACUGCAUGAGGCCUAUGCUCAGGUGGGGAACGUGUCUAAGGCCAUGGAAAGUAUCCUGAGUGUCCUGCUCUUCUACCCAGAGGAUGAGGCUGCCAAAAAGGCUCUGAACCAGUACCAAACUCAGCUGGGAGAGCCAAGACCUGGCCUGGGACCUCGAGAGGACAUCCAGCGCUUCAUCCUGCGAUCUCUUGGGGAGAAGAGACAACUAUACUAUGCCAUGGAACACCUGGGCACCAGCUUCAAGGACCCGGAUUCUUGGACCCCAGAAGCUCUCAUUCCCGAAGCUCUGAGAGAGAAGCUCAGAGAGGAUCAAGAGAAGAGGCCUUGGGACCAGGAGCCUCCACAGUCCAAGUCCUUGCCUUACUGGAAGGAUGUCCUUCUCCUGGAGGGUGUGACCCUCACCCAGGAUGUCCUUUCCCCUGUAGAUGUCCUUCUCCUGGAGGGUGUGACCCUCACCCAGGAUGCCCAGCAGCUGAAUGGGUCGGAGCGAGCCGUGUUGGAUGGACUGCUAACUCCAGCCGAGUGUGGGGUUCUACUGCAGCUGGCCAAGGAUGCAGCUGAGGCUGGAGCCAGGUCUGGCUACCGUGGCCGCCGCUCCCCUCAUAGUCCUCACGAACGCUUUGAGGGGCUCACAGUGCUCAAGGCUGCUCAGCUGGCCCGAGCUGGGACUGUGGGCAGGCCUGGUGCUAAGUUGCUUCUGGAGGUGAGCGAGCGAGUGCGGGCCCUGACUCAGGCUUACUUCUCCCCGGAGCGGCCACUGCAUCUUUCCUUCACCCACCUGGUGUGCCGAACUGCCAUAGAAGGUGAGCAGGAGCAGCGCAUGGACCUGAGUCACCCGGUCCACGCAGACAACUGUGUCCUGGACCCUGACACUGGUGAAUGCUGGCGGGAGCCCCCAGCCUACACCUAUCGAGACUAUAGUGGGCUCCUCUACCUCAAUGAUGACUUCAAGGGAGGCGACCUGUUCUUCACACAGCCCAACGCCCUCACUGUCACGGCUCAGGUUCGCCCUCGAUGUGGGCGCCUCGUGGCCUUCAGCUCUGGUGGUGAGAAUCCCCAUGGUGUGUGGGCUGUGACGCGGGGACGGCGCUGUGCCCUAGCACUGUGGCACACGUGGGCGCCUGAGCACAGGGAACAGGAGUGGACAGAAGCCGAAGAGCUGCUGCGGGAGGAGGAAGAAGAGGAGGAAGAGGAGGAAGAGGAAGAAAUUCUCAACAGAGAUCCUUCCCCAGAACCCCCAAGUCAUAAGCUUCAGCGGGUCCAAGACAAAGCUGGGAAGCUACUCAGGGUCCGAGAGGAACUCUGACUGCUGAGCCAACUUCAGCUUGUGAGCGAACCGAUGAGAAGGCCCAGUGACGUCAGGGACAGCGCAGCAGGCCCUGUCUCUUCAGUCGAUCAUCCUGGGGACCUAUGAGGGCCACCAAACCCUGGACUCACAAACUUACUACAAAGACUUAGCCUAGAGCCCACCAGGCCUGGAAGCCAGGUCUGGCCCCAUCUGGGGACAAACAAAGAUCAUUAUGCCUCCCUGAAAGGCUGAAAGGCAUGGCAAGGAUUGAAGGCUAACUGCUUCUAAUACAGAAGACACAGAGGAGACUAUCCCAUCCUCUCCCAACCCAUGCAAUAAAGAACAUGAAAAUUCCCCA